Seminavis robusta is the source of this 1882-nucleotide messenger RNA. NCBI's taxonomy places the organism in Eukaryota, Bacillariophyta, Bacillariophyceae, Naviculales, Naviculaceae. The record is from the annotation of a GenBank genome assembly.
CACAACAGCUGCAUCCGGUGGCCUCUCACAAAAAAGAGAAGGCCGCAUUUUGUUGCAACGAUCUUUUCAAAAAGACAACACACACCGAAAGCAUUGGAGAGUAGUAAACUAGCUGUUGUCUCUAUUAGACCUACCGCACCAUGAGCAAGCCCUUUGACUAUUCGAAAUGGGACAACAUUGAACUUAGUGACGAUGAAGAAGAUGUGCACCCUAACAUUGACAAGGAGAGUUGGUUUCGGAUGAAGCACCGCAGUCGUGUCGAGCGUGAACAACAUGAAGAAGCCGACAAGAAGAGGAUCAAAGAGGCGAUGGAAAAAGCCAAUCAACGUAUUAUGAGUUUGAAGCAUGAUUUGAACAAUAUCAAGACCACGGCCUUGCAACUCAAAGAUGAAGACGAUGAUGACGACGACGACGAUCUGGAUGAUGGUGAAGCUCUCAAGGCCGAAAUUGCAGCAUUGGAAAAGGAAAAUGCCGUUCGUCAAGCCAAAUUGGACGAAUACGAACGCAACAAAAAGUGGAACGUCGACAACAUGUGCGUUGUCAAGGAUGAACGCACAAUGAUCAAUCCGGACGGAGCCAAAAAUAAUUACACGGAAACUGGAUUUGCAAAGUCCACCACCGACGGAAGUGACGUCAAAAUUGGUACCGAGGAAAAGAAGAGCGAGGAAAAACCAAAGGCGACAACUACUACCAAAGAAGACAAAAAGCCGGCUGCAGCUGCUCCCGCAAAGCAAAAGGCGACUACCACGACAACUACCAAAACCACCACUACCACGACUGUAGCAAAGAAGGCAGGACCUACACCUUCGGGUCCUCAACGUGAUGCGUCCGAUAUCUCCAUUAUGAGCUACUACGAAUUCACCGAAAAAUACUCCGACACGGUGGAAAAUUUCAUGGCCAUUACAGAUUUGGAAGCAUCCAAAGAAUUCUUGCUAAAGAAUGGAAACAUCCUAUUGCAAGAAAAUGCGUCCAAUUACCUCUUGCUGGCAUCACUGGAAGACGAAAUGAAUGGAUACCGCGAAAAAAUGAAACAAACGGCGCGACAAUCCCAACUCAUCUCCAGCAUUGCCGAUCUGGCUCGCAGUCUCAAUACGCAUCCUGGAAAUGUCAUUAUUCCUUUCUUUGGACGUUUGCAACAGAAGGAGUACCUCGAUGGAUUCUUGUCGGGUGUCAAGGAUUUCCAGGAAAAGAUUGUCAAACGGGCUGUCACGAAGAAAAUCGAAAUGGAUCGAGAGCGAGAAGGGCAAGCAGGACAAGGAGUUGAACUUCAGGAUGUCCCUCCAGAACAGCGUUUAGGUCCUGGUGGGUUAGACCCACUUGAAGUUGUGGAAACUUUACCUCAAGUUAUGCGAGAUGCAUUCGAGUCGAGAGAUGUUGAGGUAUUGAAGGAGGCACUGCUAUCCUUGGACCCAAAAGAUGCCGAGUAUCAUAUGAAAAGGUGCAUUGAUUCAGGUCUAUGGGUGAACCAAUCCUAGCUGCACCGCGACAGCGUUUCGUAGGGAUGCAACGAUGACAAAAAGGUACUAUUAUAGUACGGUAGUAGAGUACAUGAUUAAAGGAGGAUGCAUGAUUUGGUUAAAAUCAGAUUGCUACCAAGUAGUAGGCUUUGAUAAUGUUCCAUUCCUUCUACGGACAAAAUACCAUACUGGACAAGGUUCUCUCCCAAAAACAACGACUGGGCCUGAAAGUUGUCAGAGUUGAGAGCGUUCUUUUAUGUGAGAAGCAAAGUGUUCAAAUCGAGUGAUGCAGACAUUGAAAGAUGCAUUGCUCACCCUUCCCAAAGAGAGUUUAUGUAUGUGUCUAGUUUCAUGUAUACGUAUAGGUUUCUUUCUCCCGUGGCGACGAAUGCAUAAAAGCACCAGGUGCAGCAUUGAAUAUAUGA